AGUUCAACGGAAGAUUCGGCGUCUAUGACCAUGUACCCAGAACCUACACAGAAGAGCAGUUUUGUGGCCGUAAUAAUGGAAAAGGAAAGUACAAGUGACAUAUUUUGGCAGAAAUUUUUGGUGACUAAAUUCCUUCAGACCCUUAUACCAUUUAUGGUUGGAGGCCUUGGUUCAGUUGCAUGUGGUCUAAUUGUCAAUCGGGCUCAGAAAACUGAUCUUGUGUGUGAAGUGCCCCAUUUGAUUGCAAUAUGCGUGCCUCUACAAGGUAUGAAGGGCAAUUUGGAUAUGACAUUCACGUCACGAUUAGGAACCAUGGUAAGACUUAAAUACAAAAUUUAUUUUCUAGUUGACACUGCUAUGGUUGUGCUGGUGGUCUACAGUUAUAGGAAAGCUAUCAAUCCAGACAAUAUUGGUACACCAAUUGCUGCCAGUUGUGGUGAUUUGCUAACGAUAAUGGCUAUGUUAUUAGAGAGGCAUCAGAGCUCACUUAAUGCAUCUGGGAAUUCGAGUUUAUUGAAAAGAACAAAUUUCUGCUCAAAAUUCCAUCUACACAUCAUUGCAAAAUGCCAGACCUAUCAUGAAAGUAGAGCAGCGUUUUUGAUAUUGAUGACUUCCGUACCGUACCAAUUAGCAUUUGUUCUACUAUCUCAUGCUGUUGCCUAUGUUGCCUUAACACCACUCAGAUUGAACAUUCUGUUUCUGCUCGGUUAUCUCAUUACCGUCUUUAUACAGAGUUUCAUACUGUUGUACUUGGCAGAGGUGGUGGUUUACUCGUUGUUUCAUUUUGGCAUCGAUCCCGAUUUACAUGCGAUUCCUUUACUAACAUCUAUCGGUGAUCUAUUGGGCACAGCACUACUCUGUGUACUCUUCCUAUCAACGAGUAUUUCACCAGAGUAA
Molecule: messenger RNA, 897 nt
Organism: Haemonchus placei
Lineage: Eukaryota; Metazoa; Nematoda; Chromadorea; Rhabditida; Trichostrongylidae
Source: the annotation of a GenBank genome assembly